Dendrobium catenatum is the source of this 3546-nucleotide messenger RNA. Its product is annotated as kinesin-like protein KIN-5A. NCBI's taxonomy places the organism in Eukaryota, Viridiplantae, Streptophyta, Magnoliopsida, Asparagales, Orchidaceae. The coding region runs from base 394 to 3546 and encodes 1050 amino acids. Gene Ontology annotation, molecular function: microtubule binding; ATP binding; plus-end-directed microtubule motor activity. Gene Ontology annotation, biological process: microtubule-based movement. The transcript is spliced from 22 exons. The record is from RefSeq and is a predicted model, not a curated record.
UUAACUCCGUUACCGUUGACACUAGCACCCCUUCAGAGGAGACCAGGCAUAUUGCCGUUAAUUCGGAGGUUGUUUCAUAAACCAUCUUCCCUCCAAAUGUCCUCUCCUUGGGCAACCUAACUGACAAUCAAAUUCAAUAAUGGCUCGCUUGGAAAAAAACAAAAGGACGAAACCAAAGCAGAAGAAAGAUCCCAAAGCUCAAAGAAAGACAGAUUCCAAAUCGAAGUACAAGCCUUUGAGUUACCUUCCCUGCUCAAAAUCUCGCCGCCGGCAACGGUCGCCACUUUCUUAUUCAUUCCUUCUACCUACAGCCAAACAGCUUCAGUUUAUCAAAAUAUCGUUUAAAUCUGCAAGCGGCUUCUUUUCUUUCCUUGUUCUUCGAGUAGGAAGGCAAUGGACACUUCGCAGAGGAAAGGGAGCGGAGUGCCGAUGCCUUCCUCUCAAAUUCCUCGGCCAAGCGAAAAGUAUGGAAGAGAUCUUCGAUUAGGCGAAGGGAAUGGGCAUUUAAGCAGCAAGAACGAUAAGGAGAAGGGAGUCAAUGUUCAAGUUAUUCUCAGAUGCAGACCUUUGAGUGAGGAAGAGGAGAGCUUGCGGAUGCCGGCGGUGAUAUCCUGCAAUGAGAUGAAGAGAGAAGUAUCGGCAAUUCAGAAUUUUGGGAACAAACAGAUUGAUAAAACUUUUGUGUUUGAUAAGGUUUUUGGACCAACAUCCCAACAACUGGAUUUAUUCAAUCAAUCCAUCUCUCCAAUUGUUGAUGAGGUGCUUGAGGGCUUUAACUGCACAAUUUUCGCCUAUGGGCAGACUGGUACUGGAAAAACUUAUACUAUGGAAGGAGGAAAGAAAGCAAAGCAUGGGGAGUUCUCCAGUGAUGCAGGUGUAAUCCCAAGGUCUGUUCGGCAGAUUUUUGAAUCACUUGAAGCACAGUGUGCGGACUACAGCAUGAAAGUUAGUUUUCUGGAGCUGUAUAACGAGGAAAUAACAGAUCUUUUGGCUCCAGAUGAGCUUAAGAUAUCGGAUGAUAAAUCUAAGAAACCUAUAGCUCUCAUGGAAGAUGGGAAAGGAGGUGUCUUUGUUAGAGGACUAGAGGAGGAGAUAGUUUGCUCUGCUAGUGAGAUAUACAAGAUACUAGAUAGAGGUUCUGCAAAGAGGCGCACGGCAGAGACUCUACUUAACAAGCAGAGCAGUCGUUCUCAUUCCAUAUUUUCAAUCAUAAUUCAGAUCAAGGAGGUUACUCCAGAGGGUGAAGAACUGAUCAAAAUUGGGAAGCUUAAUCUUGUGGAUUUAGCUGGUUCGGAGAAUAUUUCCAGAUCAGGUGCUCGUGAGGGGAGAGCAAGGGAGGCUGGAGAGAUAAAUAAAAGUUUGCUUACUCUUGGCCGUGUCAUAAAUGCACUUGUUGAGCACAUUGGCCAUAUUCCUUACAGAGAGAGCAAAUUGACAAGAUUACUGAGGGAUUCCUUGGGAGGAAGAACAAAGACUUGUAUCAUUGCAACUAUAUCACCCUCUAUUCAGUGUUUAGAAGAGACACUGAGCACAUUAGAUUAUGCACAUCGUGCCAAAAAUAUAAAGAACAAACCAGAGAUUAAUCAAAAAAUGACGAAAUCUGCAGUGAUGAAAGAGUUAUGCUCUGAGAUUGACCGUCUCAAACAAGAAGUAAAUGCUGCAAGAGAGAAAAACGGAAUAUACAUCCCCAGGGAUCAGUUCCAGCAAGAAGAAGCUGAGAAGAAGGCUAUAGCAGAGAAAAUGGAAAGCAUGGAAUUCGAAUUGGAAUCAAAAGAUAAGCAAUUAAUUGGGCUUCAAGAGCUUUACGAUUCACAACAACAUUUGAGUGAACAGUUAAGUGAAAAGUUCGACAAUGCCCAGAAAAAAUUGAAAGACCAUGAAAACAUGGUUGUUGACCUGGAAGAAAGAUGUCAAAAGGCAAAGUGUACAAUAAGGGAAAAGGAAUAUCUGAUAAUGAAUCUCCUCCAUUCCGAAAAAGGGCUUGUUGAACAUGCCCGUGCUCUUCGAUUAGAGCUAGAGCAUGCUGCUGCAGAUAUUUCUGGAUUGUGCUGCAAAAUUGAGAACAAAGAUAAGAUAGAAGAGAGGAAUAAAAUUACUGUCCAGAAGUUCCAAUCACAAUUGACUCAACAACUGCAAAAUUUACAUAAAGUUGUCUUAACUUCUGCGAUGCAGCAAGAGAAUCAACUAAAAAAAAUAGAGGAAGGCAUGCAAUCAUUUGUUUCAACGAAGGCUAUGGCUGCUACAGAACUUAUAGCAUGGGUUGAAAAACUGAAAGCUCUGUAUGGCUCAGGAAUAGCAACGAUGGAUGGUUUGGCAGGAGAAAUAGAUCAAAAUUCUCGAGUAACUUUGGGGAAGUUGUACUCACAAAUGUUAACAAAUUCUUCUUCUCUUGAUGAAUGCCUUAAAAGUAUUGCUUGGGAGGCAGAGAAUUUGCUGAAAGAGCUUGAAAGUAGCCUUUCUAAUCAAGAGGUUAAAUUGAAUACAUUUGCAAAACUGCAAAGAGAGGGAAACCAAAGAACUGUGGAGGCAACACGCUCCAUUUCAAAUACAACUACAAACUUCUUCCAUAGUUUAGAUGUUCAUGUAUCUAUGUUGAACAAAAUUAUGGAAGAAACACAGACUGCACAAAACCAACAAUUAAGUGAACUCGAGAGGAAAAUUAAGGAGUGUGCUGCUAAUGAAGAAGAGCAAUUGCUAGGGAAGGUGGCGGAGAUGUUGGCAAGUUCAAAUGCUCGGAAGAAAAAACUGGUUCAAACAGCAGUUGACACUCUCAAAGCAAGUGCUGCUGAUCGAACACAUGAUCUACAAAACGAAAUCUCUAAUGCUCAAAGUUUCACAUCAUUUGUUAAAGAGAAAUGGGAGUUAUACAUGGAAGAAACUGAAAACCAUCACCUUCAGGAUACUGUGGCAGUGGAAAACGGAAGAUGCUGCUUGGAAGAAGGCCUGAAAGAAUGCAUGGCAGACAUAAAAAUUGGUUCACUGCUAUGGAAAAAUGCUCAGGAUUCUUUGUUGAGCUUGACGAAAGGAAAUGUAGCAUCAGUGGAAUCAAUAGUUAGGAAUGGAAUGGAAUCCAAUCAGCAACGAAGAGCAAACUUGUCUUCUGCUACCACGACAGCGCUAGAGCACGUUGAUGUAGGAAACAAGAGUAUUCAAUCCUCUUUGGACAGUUCUUUAAAACAUGAUCAUGAUGCAUGUGCAAGCAUCUGUUCCUUUAUCGCCCCAUCUCAAAGGGACCUGUGGAACAUGAGGAAUGGACACUAUCAAAAGAUUGUCGAGAUCACAGAAAAUGCUGCAAGAUGCUUAGAACAAGAAUAUACGAUGGAUGAACCAGCUUUUUCAACUCCAAGGAGGGUGAUCAAUUUUCCAGGUGGGGCAUCCAUCGAGGAGUUAAAAACACCAGCCUUUGAAGAACUGCUUAAGGGAUUCUGGGAGUCCAAAUCUGCUUGCAAACAAGCAAAUGGUGAUAUAAAGCAUCUAUAUACAGCAUAUGAGUAUCAUUCGCAGGCCUUGAGAGAUUCUAGAGUUCCCUUAACUACACAAUAUUAA